This is a messenger RNA of Closterium sp. Naga37s-1, 2652 nucleotides long. Lineage: Eukaryota; Viridiplantae; Streptophyta; Zygnematophyceae; Desmidiales; Closteriaceae. The record is from the annotation of a GenBank genome assembly.
AUGAGCAUCCCUGCCAUCGAGGUUAUUGAGAUUCGGCCCGAUGCUGCAGAGGCGAGCAGCGAUGUUUCGCAGACUGGAAGUGGUAACUCAGAAACCACCGAUGUUUUCGCGGAGCAGAGCGAAGGUGGCUAUCUGGAUGAAGGCGCUACAGGAGCCGUUGCAGGGGAGCAAGAAUCCUGGGCUGUGGCUCAGGAGGAGCCAAACGUAGCAGAAAAGCUGGAUGAACGCGCCGCAGGAGCCGUUGCAGGGGAUCAAGACUCAUGGGCUGUGGCUCAGGAGGGGUCGGAAGUUACUCAAAAGCUGGAAAAAUCAGUGACAGCAGAGAAUCAGGAAGCUGCGACGUCAGAGAAGAAUGACGAAAUCUCGAAAGAUCAGGAAAGCGUUGCUGAAAACCCGGAAGCAGGGUCACUUGGUGACGUCGAAGCUUCGUCGAACGGAGCUGGGGAUGUAGAGGGUGCAUUAAAAGGAGAGGAAACUGUGACGAGAAAUGUCGAGAAUGUGGACAAUGCGGAGAACUCGGGUCAUGCGGAGAGAGCGGAGAUUGCGGGGCGUGCUGCAGGACUAGGCGACGUCUACGCGGUGGCAGAGGGAGGAGUGAUGGACCGUCUUCGAACCCUCUGUCUCGCGCCGGCCGUCGCGGCGACUCUCGCGCGUCGUCUGCAGGGAAAGCGGGAUGGCGACGCGGCAGCCAUGGCUGCAGGCACCGGUAGCAGCGGAAGCAGCAGCGGUAGCAACGGAACCAGAGUAACUAUUAUCUGGGACAACAAUGCGGACAAUGGCUUUAACUCUCUGUUUGCCGGGCCACCGAGGGUUGAAAGUCUGGCGGGAGUGCCGUCCGAGAUGCUCGCUGACGUGGCUGUCGAGGAGACGUUGGAUGAAUCGCGCAAGGGGAGAUUGACGGCCGAGAUUGAGGUGGCUGUCUCUGAGUGCAAGGGGAACGAAUCGACCGAGACCAGCACUAUCAGCGCCAGUAGCGAGUCUGUUCGCCUGCUGCUGUCUGCAGCGGUUGCAGAGCUGGUUGCGGCAAGUGGCAGCGGCGAUACCGACGGCCGCGUUAUUCUGUCACCUCAGGAAAUCUGCACUGCGCGGAGGCUGGAGGCGGCCUGCCUGGGCGGGGUGCGGCCGUCAGCAGGCGUGGCGGCCAUCAUGCGCGCCCAACCCGCCUCCGCCCUCUCGGCCCUCCCCCACUCCACCGCCGUGUAUCUCGAGAGGGGAGCUGCCGCUGCACCAGGCGCUGGAAAUGCAGCAGGCGUAUCAGGGGCAGACGCACGAGCAGCAGAAGGAGCUGCUGCUGCAGCAGCAGGGGGGACGUGUGGCGGCUGUGCGAACGAUCCCCUUCUGAACUGCACCAUUCGCACUCUCGCCUGGCGGUACCUCCGUGCGGGCUCCACCCCUCCUUCCUCCCCCUCCACCUUUCCCUCCUCCCACUCCUCUCCACUCUCGCCCUCUUCCUCCUCCCCUUCCUCUCCCGCCUCUCCGUCCUCUCUCUCCCCCGAGACAUCCUUCAUCGUGGCUGCGUUUGAGCCCGAGAACGCUGCGGCUGUGGCGGCCAGCUUCCACCCCUCCCGCGCGCCGCUCCUCCUCCCCGUCUCACAAGCCCGCCUGAAGCGCUGCUCUCGCUCCUCCUCCUCCCCAGCAGCUAGAAGACUGCUUCAGGAGUCCAGUGCUUCGGAUCCAGCUGCUGCUGCUGCUGCUGUUAGUGAUGAUGCUGCCUCCGAUGCUGCUGAUACUGCUGCUGGUGAUGCCACUGGUGCUGGUACUGCUCCUGGUGUGGACGUGACUGUGUGGGAGGGUGACAGUAGCGAGUGGAGCUGCCCGCAGCUGCAGGUGGCGGAGGCGUGGGUGGUGUCGGCAGCAGCGGCGCUCAUCCACACCCGCGCGUCUCUCGAGGCCCGCUUCCUCCACGCCCAGGCCACCGCCGGCACUGCUAGGGGGAUCCUCUCAGGGGCUACAAGGGGAGGAGAAGGAACCGUGGUGGAAGAGGGAGCAGAGGGAGCAGACGCUGAGCUGAGUGGCAGCAGCAGUGGCAGUAGCAGCAGCGGAGUUUCGUUUGUGGUGGAGCCAAGUGUGUGUGAGGCGCCUCCUGCCGCAUCAUUUAAGGGCACAGCGGAGAGGUUUCUGCGCCAAUUUAUCGUGGAUGAGAAGCUCAAGACAAUCUACUGCUUUGUGCCCAAGGUCGCGUGUACAAGCUGGAAAACCUGGUUUCGGCAGCAGCAGCAGGGGCAGGGGCAGAAAAACAUUUCGGACGUGUACCUCACGCACGACCACUACAAGAGUGGCUUGCGUAUUCUCGCAUACCACUAUAACGAGUAUCAAGUGAUCCGGCUGCUCACCCGCCCGGAUUUUUUCAAAUUCUCGUUCAUUCGGAACCCGUACGCGCGGCUAGCUUUGGUGUAUUUCAACAAGCAUGUGAACGGAGGCCCGCCGUUCGGGCGGCAGUUUUGGAACAAGAUGUUUUUCCGGGGUAUUACCCCGUACAGGAAAUUGGUGGAGGAGCAAGGAGGGAAGGACCUGUUUGGGUUCAGCGACUUUGCGUAUCUGCUGAGGAGUGUGGAGGAGAGGGUGAGAAGCUAUAUGGAGUCCCACGUGCAGCCUCAGGUGAGAGAGAGCAAUGGGGAUGAGAAUGUGGGGGACGAGAGAGAGGGUUUAUAG